AUGUUCAUGUUCUACAUUGCCGCACUCGCUCUUUUAUUCGCCAGCCGCUCCUUGACGAGCAGACUCGUCGGAGUGAGUGCGCUUACGCUCGACACACGUACAAGUCGGUUAUGGGAGGAAAAUAGUGGGAUGAUCCACGAGAUUGCUCAGCAGAGGUUAUGUAGGGAUGGGACAUCCCCGAAGCUGGAGAGGAUUGAACUCGACGGCGAGCUCACGACUUAUAAACUUCAAUGCGAGGAAUCUUCAUGGAGAAACGCAUCUAUGGAUGUCGGAGAGCUAUAUAAACGACAAAGUACGGCUCUCUGCACGACUUCUUGUUCACAGAAUUGCUAUCACCCCGCCGAUUAUAAUCCCGAUCCGAAGGACUGUGGAAAUAUUACUUCUAUCCUGAGGUCUAGGAAUAGUAAUUGGGAUGUGUCUGUUGGAGGGACCAACGUAGUUCAGUGGAAACGUGUAUCUACACGUUUUCCAAUCAAGCACGUAAUACCAUUAACUUUUGUGAUUCAGCAUGGGCUUCGAUUGGCGAUUCCAUUGCGUGGACCUGUGGACGAUGGCUAUCAGACCCAGCAAAGGGCGGAAUCUGCAGCAACUCCAACUUUUUUGUUACCUGUACGAACACCGAAUAUGCCAGGACCUAGCUAUACCGUCUCGUUUUCUACGGCUGGCUAUACGGAAUUGAACCCUUCGUCAGAGCCUCCCUCCUCCAGCUCCAGUUCCGUUUCGUCGUCAUCACAAUCGAGUGGCUCAAUACUUAGUACCGGGGGUACGAGCGGCAACACGGUAUCAGGGUUGAGCACGAUAUCUCAGAGCACGGUUUCAUACGAGACUCUUAAUGACCUUCCCGGCGGAGUGGUAGGAGCUAGUACCACAGCUCACGAAGGCUCGAGCUCACCAACGAGCGGCAGCGCGCAAUCGAACGACACGAAGAAGACGGAUACACCCGCAAUCAUCGGGGGAACGAUUGCUGCAAUUGCAGCCAUCGCACUCCUGCUAGCUGUCUUUUUCAUCAUACGUCGCGCGAAACGCUACGGGAAAUAA
Molecule: messenger RNA, 1038 nt
Organism: Serendipita indica DSM 11827
Lineage: Eukaryota; Fungi; Basidiomycota; Agaricomycetes; Sebacinales; Serendipitaceae
Source: the annotation of a GenBank genome assembly